AUGGCAUCAUUUUCUUCAUCAUCAUCCACUUCUAUCCAAAAACCCCUCAGUUUUGAUGCCUAUAUAAGCUUCAACGAGACAGAUGUAGGUUCAUCUUUCGUUAGUCAUCUAUGCAAAGCUUUAGAAAAGAAAGAAAUCACCACUUUUAAGAAAUCAGCACUUCCAGAGGAAUAUUUGAAAGCAAUUGAAGAGUCGAAAUUUGCGAUAAUUAUAUUUUCAGAGAAUUAUGCUUCGUUUACUGCUUGUUUGGAUGAGCUCGUUAAGAUAAUGGAAUGUAGUGGAAUAUUUGUGUUACCUAUAUUCUAUCAAGUGGAACCAUCAGAAGUACGCAAACAAAGUAAAAGAUUUGCCUUAACAAAACAUGAAGCAGAUGGUUGUGAAAGGGUACAAGUAUGGAGGGAAGCACUCUUUAAAGCCGCAGAUUUAUCUGGCUGGGAAGUAACACAGCACGGGUAA
Molecule: messenger RNA, 456 nt
Organism: Lycium ferocissimum
Lineage: Eukaryota; Viridiplantae; Streptophyta; Magnoliopsida; Solanales; Solanaceae
Product: TMV resistance protein N-like
Exons: 1
Coding region: 1-456 (151 amino acids)
Biological process (GO): signal transduction
Source: RefSeq, a predicted model, not a curated record